AUCCUGUUGCAGCCCAGUUAUUGGAUGCUCUUCUGGGACGAACAAAGGACAAGUAGGCCAUGGAUUGGAUCGUCGGCGGGAAGUACAAGCUAGGGCGCAAGAUUGGGAGCGGAUCCUUCGGAGAGAUCUUUCUCGCGACGCACGUUGACACGUUUGAGAUCGUCGCGGUUAAGAUCGAGAACAGCAAGACCAAGCAUCCACAGUUGCUUUACGAGGCCAAGCUGUAUGGCAUUCAUCAGGGAGGAAGUAUGUCAACCAAGCCAUAUGGUUCACAUUUGGUCUUCGAAAAAGUCUAAGUCCUACAUUUCCCU
Molecule: messenger RNA, 311 nt
Organism: Zingiber officinale
Lineage: Eukaryota; Viridiplantae; Streptophyta; Magnoliopsida; Zingiberales; Zingiberaceae
Product: casein kinase 1-like protein 3
Exons: 3
Coding region: 60-296 (78 amino acids)
Biological process (GO): protein phosphorylation
Molecular function (GO): ATP binding; protein kinase activity
Source: RefSeq, a predicted model, not a curated record